AAAACAGCAGCCGCUGGCAGCGGGUGGGCAGCUAUUUUUAUAUUGUACUCUGUUCUAGUCGGAAAAUUUAAAAGCAAUUGUACACGUGUGCGUAAGCGUGUGUAAUAAUUUACAUUAACAUAUUGCAAAAACAUCGAGGUAAAGUGCAUUGUAUAAAUAUUUGAUUAAAAGUGCACUAAAAGCAAAACAUUAAAAAGAAGAACAAAAAACAACAACGACGGCCGACGUUUAGUUACUGUCAACGCGCAUAAUCGUAGCCAUCGCAAACGGACACACACACAGGCACGCCAUAAAUACAUGUGUAUGUAUGUAUGAAUGCAUGCACAUGACAAUUGCCGUGUGUACGAGAGAGUGAGGAGUACAGGGCAUAGGCACAGGGUGAAAUUUUAAUAUCUAUAUAUAUAUUUAUAAGGAAAAUAAUAACAACAACAAAAAUAUACAGCAAUGCGUGUGCGCGACAAACGCAGGCAGCAGAAGGAGCAAAAGGCUCAAAAAGCUAGUGAUAAACAAAAGUCAACAGACGCAGAAGCGAAACCAGAAACGUCUGCGACAGCAGCAACAACAACUGCAACAACACAACCACAGCAACAACAACAACAGCAAUCACAACAACCAUCCACAUUGCCAGCCACUGAGAAAGUCGCGUUUGACAAUCGGAUCAAGCGAAAAAAUGUUUUGGCCCUAAAUGAGAAGGUGGCUGCAUUGCGGGAAUACGAUCGUCAGCCCGUCUAUAAGCAUGUGGGACGUAUGUUCAACUGCAGUCCGGAUCAGAUCAAGCGGAUUGUGCAGCAGAAGGAGGAGAUUUUACGGGCAUGGGAGCAACGCACUCGGCGGAGUCAGGAUGCCAAGACACAGGAGCUGAAGGUGGUGCGAGUAUCGAUGUUGGGCAAGGCCGUUUACGAUUGGAUACGCCGCAUGAUGUACUACAAGGACUUCACCAUAUCCGAUGGACUGAUACAGAAGAUGGCAUUGCAGUUCAAGAGUUCCAUGGGACUGAACAACUUCUUUCCGCAUCAGGAAUGGUGCGACAAGUUUCGCAUCACGUACAACAUUCAACAUAACGAUACGAAGCUGCUGAAGAUUGGAUAUACCCAGAGCCAUUCGGUGCAGAUCAAUGAUAUUGCCAAGGACGUCAUGUCGGAGUGCACUCCAGCAGCAGAUGCCGCUGUGGUUGCUGCGGAUGAUGAUGAAGAGGAUAUAAGUCUGGCCACCAUCAGUGGCAGCAGUCAUGCGGAUGAGGAUGACGCCGAUGUCGACAUUGAUGGUGGCGGCGACAUGAGCGAUGAGGAUGAAAGUCAAGAUGUCAAACCCUCGAUCAGUGAACUCAACCAGGCACGCGUCCUUCAACCCUUGCCACAGUUGAUGCGACUGCCACAGGUGCCUCCAGGAACAUCCCAAAAGGUGCUUCUGGCCACACCCAUUCUUCCGCCUGGCGCCGCUGCUGGCGGUGCACAGACAAUGACAAUCAUACCACUUGCCACACUGGCGCAGAGCAUCACGCAGCGUCCGGUUCCACAGACCCAGCCAAAAGCGGGAAUGCCGCCGCCAAUGCUGGACAUCAAGCAGGAGAUCAAAACGGAGCCCAAAGAUGCUGAUGAAUUGGAGCCGACGGAGGAGCAAAAGACACAGGAGGAAACUAUAAAAGAAAAGCAAGCUGAGGAGGAGGAGGACGAGGAGGAGCCCCCUGUGCGUAUCAAGCAGGAACUGGACAGCGAUAACGAACUCCUCGACGAUGAUGAUGAUGACGAUGCUAAUGGAGGCCGUUCUAGUGUCACUUCGUUGGCCGAAAUUCUGGCUGCCAAUGUGGAUGAUGAAAAGCAAUAUAUUGAACAAAACCGCGCAUUGCGCCACAGAAAACGCAGUCGCAGUCCUGCAACAGAUCUUGCCACGCCCAUGUCCAUACUGCCGCCCAUGCCGCCACUGACCAAAGCGCCAGUCGCCCAGUCGCCGCCGGCGAAGCGACAACGACAACAUGAUGACAACAACAAUGCGGGCAGCGGCCAAUCAAUAAUCAGCUGUGCCGAGGCACGCAAGUACCUGAAGCUACUGGAGGAGUUUGCACUGUCCAAGGAGAACUAUCGCCUGAUUGGACUCAUUACGCGCGCCGAUGAAGUCAUGCGAGAGUUGGCCGAUGAAUAGAAUGAGAUACACAUACAUAUACUUAUAUAGUAUAACCAUUAUAUUUCUAGUUAGUAGCACAUCUCGAAGAUGCAAUUGGAUGCAAUCAAUCAUAGAAUAACGUGUAUAUUAUAAUUUGUACUCUUACCAAAUACAACAAACCAAAUGUAGCACCUAAAA
This is a messenger RNA of Drosophila innubila, 2298 nucleotides long. RefSeq lists its product as uncharacterized. The coding region runs from base 445 to 2139 and encodes 564 amino acids. NCBI's taxonomy places the organism in Eukaryota, Metazoa, Arthropoda, Insecta, Diptera, Drosophilidae. Gene Ontology annotation, molecular function: DNA binding. The transcript has 3 exons. The record is from RefSeq and is a predicted model, not a curated record.